AUGUCAAAUAAAAAUAAAAUACACGAAUAUUUCGAUACCACAUAUUCCCAAUGGAAUAUUUGUGAUUUUUUGAAUGAAUGUGAUUUAGAACCAUUUGGACAGAAAAUAGCAUGUUAUAUUAGGUCUCUUGGGAUCAUAGUUAGUUGUGAGACAGAUCACAGGCGCGAAAGAGCAAAGGAACUGCUCGAUAAAUAUAAAGAGCUUCGACCGAGCCACGAAGCCAGUGUUGGAGCGUAUACGACCUACGAGUCGUCUUACGUUCAAGGCUUCGACCGAUCUGACACUGGCCCUGCUGGGGCGUAUAUGUCCUACGAGACAUCUUACGGUACUCGACCAGAUCGCUGUCUGGCAAGAAAUUGGGAUAAUAAGCGUAAGUCAGUUGAAAGGUUGAAUGAACCCUCAAUUAAUGCCCAUAAUCCAACAUUUAUAGGUGGGACUGUUAGUGGGAUUAUAUACUCUGAAACUUUCACUGCUGGACCAUUAGAAAAGGAUCAGAAAAAGGCACGGGGGUGUAUUUUUAUAAGUAAAGUGGACAAUAUCAACGCCUUAUUCAAAUAUUCUUCCAGUGUAAAGUCCACAAAAUUUCUUGAGAAACUGCGGAGAUUAAGUGACAACUCAGAAAUAAUAAGCGACGACAACGAUGAGGAGGAUAAAACUACAAUUUAUUCCCUUUGUAAUACAAGCGACACUGAUGAAUCGACUUUCGAAGAAUCAGCAUCUGAUACGUCUGACAAUGGUGUGGGUCAAUUUGCAUUUUUCGCAAAGAUCCCCUAG
Molecule: messenger RNA, 774 nt
Organism: Acaulospora morrowiae
Lineage: Eukaryota; Fungi; Glomeromycota; Glomeromycetes; Diversisporales; Acaulosporaceae
Source: the annotation of a GenBank genome assembly